Messenger RNA from Penicillium pulvis, 1614 nucleotides. RefSeq names its product putative oxysterol binding protein (Orp8). The record is from RefSeq and is a predicted model, not a curated record. Lineage: Eukaryota; Fungi; Ascomycota; Eurotiomycetes; Eurotiales; Aspergillaceae. The transcript is spliced from 6 exons. The coding region runs from base 107 to 1378 and encodes 423 amino acids. Gene Ontology annotation, cellular component: membrane; cytosol; intracellular membrane-bounded organelle. Gene Ontology annotation, molecular function: sterol binding. Gene Ontology annotation, biological process: piecemeal microautophagy of the nucleus; maintenance of cell polarity; endocytosis.
GCUACUUCCUACUCAUUCUUUGAUCUAUCUCCGUCCUAGGGCCCGCUGCCCACUAAACCCCUGUACUUCGCAUUCCGUUAGCUUUUGCAAACCGCCACUCCGCACCAUGUCUUCCACCGCCGUGCCUGAGAAGGCCCCCGAUGAUUCUUCCAAGCUGAAGACCUUUCUCUCCAUUUUGCGCAAAUUCGUGGGUGUGACAGACAUCGCUUCGGUUCGUUUUUCGUUGCCAGCUCAGCUCCUAGAGCCGCGACCGAAUCUGGAAUAUUGGAACUACCUGGACCGACCGGAGACCUUUGCGAGUAUUGGCACGUCGGAUGAUGAAUUAGGUCGCAUGCUGGAGGUGUUGAAGUUCUGGUUUACGAAAGACCUGAAAUACAUCAAGGGCAAGCCAUGCAAACCGUACAACUCGACCUUGGGAGAAUUUUUCCGAUGCAGCUGGGAUGUGCAAGAUAUUGCCCCUCUGGAAACCAAUCUCCCGGGGGUCGACGUAAAUGGCAAUGGCACUAUCGUGAAGGAUGGCAACGAGAAGGUCAAGGUGUGCUACUUGACUGAGCAGACAUCUCAUCACCCACCCGUCUCUGCCUUCUACAUCGACUGCCCUGAGCGGGGUGUCUCCGCACGAGGAUUUGACCAGCUCAGCGCCAAGUUCACCGGCACCAGUAUUAGAGUGAGCCCCGGUCAGCACAAUCUCGGUAUCUUUGUCAAUCUCGAAAAGAGAGACAAUGAGGAAUAUCAAUUAACGCAUCCUCAUGCACACUUGGGAGGCUUACUGCGAGGCGCUCUGUCGAUUACGGUGUCGGACGCAUGCUACAUCACUUGUCCUAAAACAGGCAUGAAAGCGAUUUUACAAUACCUGGAGGAAGGAUGGCUUGGCCGCUCGCAAAACCGGAUGGAGGGCGUGGUUUUCCGUUACAACCCUGAGAAGGAUAACAUCACAAGGUUGAAGGAUGUAGUGGAGAGUGAUAUUAUCGCGCGAAUCAGCGGGUCCUGGCACGGCAAAAUAUAUUACACCCCGGCGGGUUCCAAAGAGCCCAUUUUGCUCAUCGACAUUGAGCCUCUCUACCCGGCUUCGAAAGACCUGCCUCCGGACGAACAACAGCUAUCCAAUGAAUCCUUGAAGUUCUGGGGCGAAGUGACAGAUGCCAUUGUGGGUAAACAGUUCACUCAGGCGACCAAACUCAAGCAGGACAUCGAGGAACGCCAGCGCCAGCGAGCGGCGGAGCGCAAGGAACAAGAUGUCGAAUGGAGUCCGCGCUUCUUCACCGGUGCAGUUACUCCACUGGGCAAGCCUGAAUUGACCGAGGAAGGCCAGAAGGUUUUGCAGGGUAUUCGAGAUGGAAAAUACGCCUUGGAGGAAAGUACAGUACACGGUGCAUAGCUCUUGUUUAUUCAGUUCCCCAAAUUCUCAAGGAUCCACGGCUCUCUAUUGUUUUUGAUCGCAGAACUUGUGGCGUAUCUGGCAUGCGCGACCCUUUCUACUUUGGCGUAUAUCUCCUUCUGUUUCCCCCUUUCGCCGUCUCACAUACUUUAGAAUUCUUGCUCUUUAUAUGCCUUCACCUAGGGGCUGUACCUUGUCUCUCCUCCCUUUUUUCUUGUGGAUAGUCACUUGCGGCC